AUGGUGGAGGCGGGCGUAACUGAGAGUCGUGGUGGCGUGCGCUUUGAGGUGGGGCCGAUUGCUGCAGUCGUGACGCGUCUAGCAACUGGACUUUCAGCUGCAGUGAGGUUCGAGUUGGAAGACUUUUGUUACGGACCACGUGCCAAGUGUCUGGGCACUGCCAGACCGUCGAUAGGUGGGAAGUACUCGGGUGCUGGAUGCAGACCGCUCCGGUUGCUCAAGGCAGCUUUACUCAGUCCUGGAGCGGAGACUGGUAGUGGAAUGACGUCAAGCACGAACAAUGUAGGCACGGAAUGA
Molecule: messenger RNA, 297 nt
Organism: Peronospora matthiolae
Lineage: Eukaryota; Oomycota; Peronosporomycetes; Peronosporales; Peronosporaceae
Source: the annotation of a GenBank genome assembly